This is a messenger RNA of Oncorhynchus tshawytscha (Chinook salmon), 1029 nucleotides long. Its product is annotated as intersectin-2-like. The transcript is spliced from 9 exons. Lineage: Eukaryota; Metazoa; Chordata; Actinopteri; Salmoniformes; Salmonidae. Gene Ontology annotation, biological process: clathrin-dependent synaptic vesicle endocytosis; endosomal transport. Gene Ontology annotation, cellular component: cytoplasm; clathrin-coated pit; plasma membrane. Gene Ontology annotation, molecular function: protein binding; molecular adaptor activity; calcium ion binding. The coding region runs from base 25 to 1029 and encodes 334 amino acids. The record is from RefSeq and is a predicted model, not a curated record.
CCCCCGGGAAGCACAGGGUAGAGGAUGAAGGAGCAGGAACCUCUGGAAGCAGAUGCAGUCAGCAUGUGGAACAUCAGUCCAGAGGAGAGGUUGAAACAUGAUAAACAGUUUAACUCUCUGACACCUAUCCUGGGAUACAUAUCGGGUGAACAGGCGAGUCAGUUCUUCCUCCAGUCUGGUCUUCCUCCUUCAGUCCUGGCUGAGAUCUGGUCCCUAGCUGAUAUGGGUAGUGAUGGGAGGAUGGACCAACUAGAGUUCUCUAUUGCCAUGAAGCUGAUUAAACUGAGGCUGCAGGGGCGGGGCCUUCCCCCCUCUCUACCAAUCAGCAUGAAGCAGCCACCCACUGCCACGCCCACCUCCAUUAUGAAGUCUUCAGCAUGCUUCGGUAUGGGCUCGAUGCCAAAUCUGUUCGUCGGCAUGCCCGUCCUGACCCCGAUGCCCCUUAACCCCACCCUGACCUCUGUGCCCUCCCUGGUUCCCAUGACGAUGCCGCUGGCCAAUGGCAACUCCAGCCUCCUCAACCCAUCUCCAUUUAGCACCACUCCAGCACUCCCUCUGUCCUGCUUCUCCUCUCCAAUGGCAUUCUCUCCAUCUGCUGGGAUUUCCAAGGCUAACUCCCUAUUGGAUCUGUCCUCUAGCAGUUCUAACUCCUCCUCCACCACCUCCCUGGCCAGUAACUCUCCCAAGACGUGCUCUUGUGAUUGGUCCGUUCCCCAGUCCACCAGGCUGAAGUACAGACAACAGUUUAACAGUCUGGACAAGCUGAUGAGUGGAUACCUCUCUGGCCCUCAGGUGAGGAAUGCCCUCACUGCCUCCAACCUGACCCAGACACAGCUAGCUACCAUCUGGACCCUGGCUGACGUGGAUAAGGACGGUCAGCUGAGAGCUGAGGAGUUUAUUCUGGCCAUGCACCUGGUAGACAUGGUUACGACAGGAUGUCCGCUACCCCUCACCCUGCCCUCAGACCUGGUACCCCCUGUCUUAGGUAACACACACACAGACACACACGUGCUCACACUAUCUCUCUGA